AUGACGAACACUAUCGAUAACGCCUCUAUCAAGAAUGCACUGAAGGACUCUGACUACGGAGUAGUCCUCAGAAUGACAGAAAAUAGCGCGUUCAACGAAGCCGCUAUCCUGACCCCCGCGUACUCCCAAGCGAUCGACGAAAUCCUUGGUGACCAAGACGCCAGAACUGCAGCGAGUACAUCCCUCACCGUCUGCAUUAUACGAACCACGAAGCUGCUGGAAGACGUAGCCAAUCGUGUCGACCUAGAUGAAGCAACUAGGAAACUUGCUAUACUUCAUCUGCAACGGCGGAUCAGAAACUUCGCACUUCACUUACUCCCCCUCGACUUCUCCGAUAUCACUGACCUCGCGAUAAAGAAAGUUGAAGUGAAGCCCGUUAUAGAAGAACCCCGCCCGGUACGCCCGCUAAGAAGAAAGAAAGCGGCUACCAUAGAUCGAACCCGCACCACGCUCUGCAAGUGCUGCGGAGGAUACGGACAUCAGUUCAGAAGAUGUCCAGAUUAUGUUUGUUGCAUUUGCGAUGAACUAGGACCUGACCAUCUGUCGGUCCACUGCCCGCGACUCAACGGACGCAUCGUACUCCAAGAGUUUAGCGAUGAAGAGAAGUUUUUCGAAGCUCUCUUAGAUUGGGAGCACAACCACAAGGCACUCGCGGAUCUAGAACUUCAGCAUCCCACUGAACUUUCCCCUGUCCCUGAAACUCCCUCUGCACCUUCUACAUCCACGUUAGCAAUUCCCGCACUACCCGCCGCUACGAUGGAAGAAGACAUCAAUCCCAGUCCGCACGCGACACACGUCGUAACAGAUAUCAGAUGUGCUGCCUUCGCUGCAGAAGAUUAUGACGGUGCUAUUAACCUAUACUCGGCAGUGAUCGACCUCAAUUCAGCAGCUGAUGCCAUCUUCGCGAAUCAUAGUAGGGCAAAGUUGGGGAAAAUGUUAUGGACCGAAGCACUUCUCGAUGCGGAGAAGGUCAUCCAACUGAAUCCUUCGUCUCAUGUUGGAUACCAAUUGAAACUCGCAGCACUUCAUGGCACACAAAGCUAUGAUGGAGCUAUCGCGGCCUUCCGAAUGAUGUUCACCAAAUUGCAAAGUGCUCAGGAUAUCUUCGCAAGUCCCUCUGAAUCAGAAGGUGUUAUCCGAACGACUAUUGAUCUACAACUCAAGAACGCCCCACUUCAUCUGCUCAAUACUGCCACCGGGCUGUUAUGUGACCGUGAAGCACAGAUAAGUGCCUUCAAAAUGAGCGCAGAACACAAUGAGCUUUGGCUAUCAUGGUCUAUGAAGCGCGCAGACCUCCGAAUGGAACACAUUAUAGAAGCGGUGGCAACUUACUUCCGUUGUGUCAUGUUAUCCCAUAGAUGGGGAUGGGAAGAGAAAGAGAAAGAGCCGCUGCUGCAGGACAUCCAGGGCAAGAUUGUAUACAAGCUGAAUUCGCCUGGUGGUAUCGUAAAGUUGCGAAAGUUCUGCGAAAUUGCUCGUGAUGCGGGUUACCACUGGGCAUGGAACGAUACAUGCUGUAUAGACAAGAGCAGCAAUGUUGAGUUGCAACAAUCGCUCAACUCUAUGUUCAUCUGGUAUCAGCAUUCUGUGCUUACAAUUGUCUAUCUUUCGGAUGUUCUGCCUUCAUCUAAAUCUGGCGCUCUGGAGAGGAAUUAUGGCGAGAAGAAGGCAAAUAUGCUUGGGCACCUCCUGCAGGAAAUUGUUGCUUGGUCAGGCGACAUUACUGCUCUCGAUUGGGUUGGACAAUCAUCCGGGUUCAAUAGUUGUCUUCCUGCUGACAUUAUCUCAUAUGCAUCCCCACCAUGCAUCCCGUCAUCUUUGUCUGGAGAUGAGAUCCAGACAAAAGUCUCUUCACUGCGAAAAAAUACUGUGGCUGUAAAUUUGGCCAUGAAACUCUAUGCCCUAUUGAAGGGCAUGAACACUCCUUGCUUCGCGAGCCGCAGACUGCAUCUACCUUGCAUCUCAUUUCCUGUCACGGAAAUCAGACAGACACAUGGUUCAGCCCAAGAGACUCAUUUCAUGUAUAGAGUCAAAGCGAAUGGGCCUCAAGACUUGCUCAUCACCACACUAAUUCAAUCCCGCGAAAAAGACCCACCUGACAAAAAUGAUGAAGGCAGCAUAGGGGCUUCAUCCGAGCCCGGGUCUCAGUCAGACGGCUCUGACGAGUUGCUCGGCGGUCUGCCUGUAGAAGAUGAGGAACAUCACUCACGAGCAUUACGAAUGAUGGUUCACCUUGGUCAGCCUUUUGGCGCAUUUUUCCUCGUGCAGCAGCGUGACGGAGAGUACAAGAGGAUCGCAUCAGACUAUAACAUCAUUGCACAAGUCAAAGACAUAGCUUCCGUUGACAACAUUAUGGACGUCGGUUCCAUAGAAAUACUAUAA
Molecule: messenger RNA, 2382 nt
Organism: Suillus fuscotomentosus
Lineage: Eukaryota; Fungi; Basidiomycota; Agaricomycetes; Boletales; Suillaceae
Exons: 6
Coding region: 1-2382 (793 amino acids)
Molecular function (GO): protein binding
Source: RefSeq, a predicted model, not a curated record